AGGGCUGGGGGCAGCCGGCGGGGGCGGGGCGGCCGGCGGAGGCGUUGGCAGCGGGCUGGGACCCACGCGGCGCCGCGGCCCACCUGGCCUGCAGGGCUCCCACCCCCGGCGGCAGCGGCGGCGGCGGCACGAUGCCCUUUGACUUCAGGAGGUUUGACAUCUACAGGAAGGUGCCCAAGGACCUCACACAGCCGACGUACACCGGGGCCAUUAUCUCUAUCUGCUGCUGCCUCUUCAUCCUCUUCCUCUUCCUCUCGGAGCUCACCGGAUUCAUAACGACAGAAAUUGUGAACGAGUUGUACGUCGAUGACCCGGACAAGGACAGCGGGGGCAAAAUUGACGUCAGCCUGAACAUCAGUCUACCCAAUUUGCACUGUGAAUUGGUCGGGCUCGACAUCCAGGAUGAGAUGGGCAGGCACGAAGUGGGGCACAUUGACAACUCGAUGAGGAUCCCGCUGAACAACGGGGUGGGCUGCCGCUUCGAGGGGCAGUUCAGCAUCAACAAGGUCCCGGGCAACUUCCACGUGUCCACACACAGUGCCACAGCCCAGCCACAGAACCCGGACAUGACCCAUGUCAUCCACAAGCUCUCCUUUGGGGACACGCUGCAGGUCCAGAACGUCCACGGAGCUUUCAACGCUCUCGGGGGAGCAGACAGACUCACCUCCAACCCCCUCGCCUCCCACGACUACAUCUUGAAGAUCGUGCCCACGGUUUACGAGGACAAGAGUGGCAAGCAACGGUACUCUUAUCAGUACACGGUGGCCAACAAGGAGUACGUCGCCUACAGCCACACUGGCCGCAUCAUCCCCGCCAUCUGGUUCCGCUAUGACCUAAGCCCCAUCACGGUCAAGUACACGGAGAGACGGCAGCCUCUGUACAGGUUCAUCACCACGAUCUGUGCCAUCAUCGGCGGGACCUUCACUGUUGCCGGCAUUCUGGACUCGUGUAUCUUCACAGCCUCGGAGGCCUGGAAGAAGAUCCAGCUGGGCAAGAUGCAUUGACGACCCGCCUGGCCCGAUGGCCGAGGACCCAGGGAGACCGCCAGCCCUGUCUCCAGCGCCCCGUCUCCUCCUGCCUUCUAUCUGGCCCAGGAUCUGGCUGCGUCCCAAAGUGGGGGUGAGGGGAGGGAGGGGGUGGCUCACGGGUUCGCAGCUACCUCUUUUCCCCAUGUGUAACUGUAGAUGAAUUACACUGCCUGAAGUCUGGGUGCCCCUUCCUUUCCCUGAGGAGCCCCAAGACCAGAGUCAGGCAGGGAAGGUUCGGGGAUGCUGGAGACCACUCCUGGGAAAACUGCAGUCCUUUCCCUGUUGGGCGAGCAGCUCAGAAUCCAUCUUGACCAGUUCUCAGCCAGGCUUUGACAAUCUCUCAGAGCUCCCCACCGUUUGGUCCCGCUAAUCACUUGGUUUCUCCCCUGGGCAGCCAGCCUGCAGACCUGGGCUCUGGGCUUUGGACCGGGCUGCCCAAAGGUACCUCCCACCUGGUGCCUUCAACAAAGAAUGGUACUUCCCAGGCAAGCCCCUGACACGUGGCCCUGUAGAUGGAGCCCUUGUUUCUCCAUUCCUUCCUGCCCGACCUAGAGCCCAGGCCUCAAGGCCCUCACCCCCACCCCUUUCUUUUCUUCCCCAGAAGCAGAUGCCCAGUUGUUGGGCAGCAGCUGUGUAGACUCAAGUCUGCCCACUGGUCCCUGGGUGCGUGGCGAGUUCCACUUCCUCUCUCUCUUCAUUGUUCCUCUGAACCCCCUGCCAAUGUGCCUCAGCCCCCGUGCUGUGUGGCCACAGCGUGGCUUGAUGGAGGGGCUGGCUGUGACUGGGAAGUCAUCCUUGGAGAGCCAGACGUGGUUUGUGCACUUAUGUCCAGAUGGGAAGCAUCCUUUUCCGCGACCCUAAAAUAAUCAUGUCUCAGCCUCUCCCAGGCGGCUUGCUGUCGGUCCCAAGGCCUUAGGUGGGGGAAGCAAAGCAGACCAGCCCUUCUCCCAUCUUAGCAUGUCCACCCUCGGGGCUCCCAAGGGUGCAUAGCGCUUGGACCUCUCUGCAACCCAGUUGUGGCCCACUUGCCCCACCAAACUCCCCACUGGCUGGCCACACACUAACUCGGUCCUGUUCCUGGGGUGGCUCCACUGUUUCCUCACUUGCUCUUGGGUGGGUCCCUACCCCACUGCUUCCCCCCAUCCUACCCCCUUAGUCCUGAAAGGGAGAGGCAAUGGUCCAGGCAUGAAUUACACCCAGGGAAUUUUAGGUAUGCCCCCCCCUUCCCAGGGAGAGAGUCGCCCACCUGUUUUCCAUUUAUAUCAAGAUUGUUUGCAUACUUUUGUAAUUAAGGGGAGUGUAAUUAAGGGGAGUGGAAGGCGUUUUUAAAUUAUCUCUGUGGAUGGUUCAAGUCUCUGCCGUUUGUAAUUUUUGACUCUAGAUUCCAAUUAGAAAAGCUUCCCCUUUUGCAUAUGAGUUGACGAAUGUGAGUGUAAACUGCAUUUGGUUAUUUCUGGUAUCUGUGGCCACUCAGAUGGAUUUUUUUUUUUUUUUUUUUUGCAUUCUCUUCCCCAGUUACAGAAAGGAGCCCCUUGGGUGUGUGAAUACGUGUGCCUGUAAAGGGUGGGCAGGGCAGGGUGGGGAAAUGUGUGGCAUGCAAGUGAAUUGAAAUCCCACGUUUAUGCAUUUAAAAAAAAAAAAACCAACUCUUGAGGACAUAGGGGAUGUCAGUUUCCUAUGGAAGAGACACCUCUGACCCAUUAUUCUUAUAAACAAAAUCUCCAGGGAAAAAAAUGUGUUAGUUCUUUCUCCACUCACUGGGUUCAAAUAGAUUAAAAGGCUGAUUUUCAGAAAUA
Messenger RNA from Balaenoptera musculus (blue whale), 2824 nucleotides. It is a transcript of the gene ERGIC1, whose product is annotated as endoplasmic reticulum-golgi intermediate compartment 1. Gene Ontology annotation, biological process: endoplasmic reticulum to Golgi vesicle-mediated transport; retrograde vesicle-mediated transport, Golgi to endoplasmic reticulum. The transcript is spliced from 10 exons. Gene Ontology annotation, cellular component: endoplasmic reticulum membrane; endoplasmic reticulum; Golgi membrane. The record is from RefSeq and is a predicted model, not a curated record. Bases 132 to 1004 code for a protein of 290 amino acids. Lineage: Eukaryota; Metazoa; Chordata; Mammalia; Artiodactyla; Balaenopteridae.